AAGUUGAACUAUACUCAUUAUGUUAUUGAGCGAUUGUCAAUAAUUGUAAGCAUGACUCUCCGUACCAUAUACACCUGUUUGAGAUCUUUAGCAUGUUUACUUGAUUCAUGGCAAACAUAAUUGAUAGCUUCUUAUCAACAAUCACAUAUGCAUUAUCAGUGUGAUUGUUUUGAGGAAAAGUACUUAAGCAACUUUGAUUAAGGUUCGACGAACUGGUAUACCAUAUAAAAUGAUUGCAUAAUUCCAGCAGAGCAGUAUUUAAUUUUAAAUCAUUUAAGAGUUUUAUCAAAACAUUAUGUUUCCUCCAAACGAAUUAACUCUUAAAGGACCAACAGGUGUAUAUAAAGUUAAUGACCAGAAAUACUCUUAGAAAUGUCUCUUAGCCAUGCUCUCUUUUUUUGGUAAUACCAUUUGCACGUUCUCGAUCCCAAGAGUCAGUAGAGAACGAUAGCUCAGUGUGCAAACAUGGUCAAGUUGACUCUGUAUGGUGUGAAUCCCAGUCCGCCAGUUCGUGCGGUCAAACUCACUCUGGCUGCCCUUCAGCUGCCCUAUGAGUUCGUGAACAUAAAUAUCUCGGGAAAGGAGCAACUUUCUGCGGAGUAUCUGAAAAAGAAUCCGGAGCACACGGUGCCCACACUGGAAGAUGAUGGUCACUUCAUUUGGGACUCACACGCUAUCAUCGCGUAUCUGGUGUCCAAGUAUGGCCAGAAUGACGAUCUUUAUCCGAAGGAUCUCCUCCAGCGAGCUGUGGUGGAUCAGCGGCUGCAUUUCGAGACAGGAGUGGUGUUCGCCAAUGGCAUUAAGGCCAUCACCAAGCCGCUGUUCUUCAAUGGCCUGACCAGGAUACCCAAGGAGCGCUACGAUGCCAUUGUCGAGAUCUAUGACUUUGUGGAGACCUUCCUCGCUGGAUAGGAUUACAUUGCCGGGGACCGGCUGACCAUUGCCGAUUUCAGCCUUAUCUCGUCCAUCACUUCAUUGGUGGCGUUCGUGGACAUCGAUCGGGUGAAAUACCCCAGGAUCAUUGAGUGGGUCAAGCGAUUGGAGCAGCUGCCUUACUACGAGGAGGCCAAUGCGACAGGCGCCCGGGAAUUGGAGACCAUUCUAAAGUCCACCAAUUUCACUUUUGCAGCCUAGCUUUGAAAUUGAAAUACAAAUUUAUGAAAUAAAAUUUGGAUCUAAGAGAAAAUAUCGUUGUAGAAAAUAAGAGAACUUAGUUCCC
Messenger RNA from Drosophila santomea, 1219 nucleotides. It is a transcript of the gene GstE5, whose product is annotated as glutathione S-transferase 1. Gene Ontology annotation, molecular function: glutathione transferase activity. Gene Ontology annotation, biological process: glutathione metabolic process. The record is from RefSeq and is a predicted model, not a curated record. The transcript has a single exon. NCBI's taxonomy places the organism in Eukaryota, Metazoa, Arthropoda, Insecta, Diptera, Drosophilidae.